UUGACUAUAUUCUACUAUCCUCUACUACCUCAGUCUAAACUCUACCAAAACUCUAUCAAAAUGUCCGACUCUGCCUCUUUCACCUCCGGCCCCUCUCCGGCCGCCUCUACCCACCACGGCUACAAAAAGUCCCUCUCCAGCAGGGCAGACCCCAACACCGCUCUCAACGAGCACCAACCCAUGGCCAACAUUGGCUCCGUAUCAACCUUCUCCCUCCGCUCCAUCCAACACACGGACCAUGAGGGGCGACUUAUCACCGAACCUGACCUCUCAAACCCCACCCGCCACCGCUUCGAGCGCCCACUAGACACCAUUCGGAACUUUGAGGCUGCGAUUGACAGAAAUCGCAGGGAUUAUUAGGUUGAUGCGCGUGUACUAUACGGGAUAUGGGUACGGUGUUGAUAUAUAUGGAUGCAUAUUGUAUAUUUGAUGGUAUAUGAGUCGGCUGAACUGUUUAUAGCGGGCGUUUUGGAUGGAAAUCAUGAAUUUAUCUUUUUUGACUUGG
This is a messenger RNA of Aspergillus glaucus CBS 516.65, 505 nucleotides long. Its product is annotated as DUF2406 domain-containing protein. The coding region runs from base 61 to 360 and encodes 99 amino acids. The record is from RefSeq and is a predicted model, not a curated record. Lineage: Eukaryota; Fungi; Ascomycota; Eurotiomycetes; Eurotiales; Aspergillaceae. The transcript has 3 exons.